AUGAUACUGACUGCAAACAGCUUUUGGGUUCCACUUCCACCUCUUUUAGCUCUUAAUGCUGGUUGUAAAUCCAGAUCACAAGUUCUUGUAAGGAGUAUAUCUGGUGAGGAUCCUGUAGUAUUAUCGGAUUCUUUUAGAGUUGAUAAAUUAGCUUCUGUUGGUGAGAGGACUAGGCUAAGUUAUGAAGUUGUAGGAAAGAAAAGAAAGGAAGAUGUUUCUGAAAAAUUAGAAGUUUUGUGGGAUGAUGGGUUUGGGUCUCAGAGUGGUAAAGAUUUCUUUAAAUUGGCCACUGAUAUUAUUAAACCAGAUGGAGGACCACCACGGUGGUUUUGCCCUAUCUCAUGUGGUACACCAUUGAAGGAUUCACCUGUUCUUUUGUAUUUACCUGGAUUGGAUGGAACUGGAUUGGGGCUCAUUUUGCACGAGAAAGCUCUUGGGAAAGUUUUUGAAGUUCGAGCUUUGCAUAUUCCUGUUCAAGAUAGAACACCACUUGAAGAUUUGAUUAAAUUUGUUGAAGAAAGCGUGAGGCUGGAGCAUGCUUCAUCUCCAAAGAAGCCAAUUUAUCUGGUUGGAGAUUCCUUUGGUGGAUGUUUAGCUCUUGCAGUUGCUGCUCAUAAUCCUACAAUUGACUUAGUAAUUAUACUUGUGAAUCCAGCAACUUGUUUCGAGAAAUCACGACUUCCAACUUUUCUUUUUCUACUCGAGGCUCUUCCUAAUCUAUUUUAUGGUGCCUUGAGUUCAAUUUUCUUAUCUACAAUACGUGGUUUAGUUGAUAUAUUACCAAAAGAUGCUCUUAUUUGGCGAUUGAAACUACUUAAAUCAGCUGCUGCAUAUGCUAAUUCUCAUCUUCCUUCCAUUACUGCUGAAGUUUUGGUUUUGGCCAGUUAUAAGGAUAAGCUACUCCCUAGUGAAGAUGAGGCACUAAGGCUUACAGAAUUGUUAAAAAAUUGCAGCUUACACUUCUUAAAAGGCAAAGGUCACAUGAUCCUAUUGGAAAAUGAUAGGAAUUUGUUGACAAUUAUAAAAGGUUCUUCAAAAUACAGACACACCUCAUACCAUGAUGAGGUCAAGGACCAUCUCCCUCCCAGUAUGUCAGAGUAUAAAAAGGAAUCCAAAGGCCAUUGGUUGUAUCACCUUGCUACAAGUCCAGUGAUGCUUUCAACAAUGGAGGAUGAAAAAAUAGUAAGAGGAUUAAACGGGAUUCCAAAAGAGGGCCCCGUAUUAUUUGUUGGGAAUCAUAUGCUCAUGGGGCUCGAUCUUUUCAUACUUCUUUUACAAUUUUUGAAAGAAAAAAAAAUAAUUCUUCGUGGAUUAGGGCAUCCAGAAGGUCUUAAACUCGACAUUCAAUCCGGGAUUCCAUAUAUUUCAAUUAUUUUACGAGUGUUUGGAAUGUUGCCUGUGACUCCAAUCAAUUUUUUUAAAUUAUUUUCUACAAAAUCAUACGUGCUUCUUUACCCUGGUGGCGCACGUGAAGCCCUCCACCGUAAGGGUGAAGUUCAUAAGUUAUUUUGGCCUGAACAACAAGAGUUUGUAAGAAUGGCUGCAAAGUUUGGGGCCACUAUUGUACCCUUCGGAUGCGUAGGGGAAGAUGAUGUGUCACAAAUGAUCUUGGAUUACAAUGACUGGAAGAAAAAUGCUGCAGUCAGUGACUAUUUAGAAGAAAAUAAUGAGAAAUUACUUCUUUUGAGGCAAGAUAAGGAAGGGGAGGUUGCUAACCAACAACUUCAUUUACCAUUGGUUAUACCCAAGAUUCCGGGGCGAUUUUACUAUUUUUUCGGGAAGCCUAUAAAAACAAAGGGGCUUGAGAAGAUAUUGAAUGACAAAGAGAACGCAAAUGCAUUGUACUUGCAAAUAAAGAAUGAGGUUGAAAAGAAAAUUGCGUAUUUGAUUAAGAAGCGAGAGGAGGAUCCUUAUCGAGGAUUUGUGAAGAGGGUUGUGUAUCAAGCAAAAAUCCAAACUCCUUUCGAUCAAGUUCCGACAUUUGAACCUUAGAUGAUACAUAACUUGGAUAAUGUAUUUUAUAAUUGGCUAAAUGCAUGAAAUAGCAAUGUACUUUCAUGUAUUUGUGUAUUAUAGUAUUCAGUUUUCAUUUAUAUAUGUUAUAGUGUGGUACUUUUUUUUUCUAGUUAAAGGC
Messenger RNA from Lactuca virosa, 2134 nucleotides. The record is from the annotation of a GenBank genome assembly. Lineage: Eukaryota; Viridiplantae; Streptophyta; Magnoliopsida; Asterales; Asteraceae.